AUGGCCUCCAGGGCGUCUUUCCCAGAGGUCACCAACGUCACCAACUACCUGUGAGUAAAGUCACUGUGUGUGUGUGUGUUUGGUGUGUGUGUGUGGUGUGUGUGUUUGGUGUGUGGUGUGUGUGUGUGUGUGUGUGUGUGUUUGGUGUGUGUGUAACUGCAGCUGUUUAUUAAUGGUACUGGGUGUGUCCGUGUGGACGUUCAAUGUCAUAACUACAGCUGUUUAUUAAUGGCACUGGGUGUGACCAUGUUUUUCCAAACAAUACCCAGUCUUUAUUAACUCUGUGGGGUCCCACCCCAACCACUACUAAUAGUCUUUAUUCUAACCCUACAGGAGAGAGAACGGUAGUGGAGUCUGUCUUUAUGUCUCUGUGUUACAGGAGAGAGAACGGUAGUGGAGUCUGUCUGGACCUCCAGGUGAUUGAUAAUGUGCCGGGAGCCAAGGUGGAGGAGGAGUCAGAAACGCAUCACUUCCUGGCUGGGAACCUGUACAAGCCCCGGAGACGGGUACGGCCCUGUCAGCGCUGACACACACACACACACACACACACACAAAUCUCAUAAUCACUCUCUAUGGGCCUCUCACGCUAGGCUGUCUAUAUAGAAGAAUACCACCCAUGUGGAAAUGACCAUGACAUCUACUUUAAAAAAAAAAAACAAACAAAAUUUCCCUUUUUUCUUGGGGUUGGGGGGUUUUUUUUUUAAAAUUUUUAAAACUACGCUUUUUUAGGGCCCCAGAAAACAGAAGGGUUCUUUGGUUUUGGGGGAGGGCCCCCUUUUUUGGGGAAAAGGGGAUUUCCCCCAAAAAAAUUUUUGGGCAUUUAAAGUCCCCUUCCAAAACCCAUUGGUUUUUUAAAAAAAUUUCCCCCUUAGGGGUUUUUGAAAGAAGGGUUACCCCCUUAAAAACCCCCCUUUUUAUUUCCAGGGGGGCAACGUCCCCUCUGCCAGGGUCCUCCCCCAAACCUCCAGGGCCUUUUCCCCCCCCCCCAACUAAAAAAAAGGAGAAAGUCACGUUUGGGGGUUUUUUUGGGGGGGGUUUUUUUUGUUGUUGGGGGGGUUUUUUUUUUGGGGGGUGGUUAAAAGAAUUUUUUUUGGUACUUUGUUCCCUUUUGGGUCUUAAAAACUAAGCUGUUUUUUCCCCCGGGUUUUUACCUGUUUUUUCCCAGUCAUUAAUUGGGGGUCCCCCCAUAAAAGCAUUUACCAAGGGGGAAAGGGGGUUUGGGGUUGGGUUUUAAGUUUUUUAAAGGGGGAAAGGGGUUAAUUUCCCCAAAGGUUUUUUUUUUAAAAAAUUUGGGGGGCCGGUGGGGGAAGGAGGGGGAAAAAAAAUUUUGGCAAAAAAAAACCCCGGGGGGUUUCGCCCCUCACCGCUGACCCCCACCCCACCCCAAAAAUCCAUUCCUCUCGGGCCCCAACCGGGGGGAUAUGGGUUUUUGGGGGUGGGGUUUUUUUAAAAAAACUUUAAAAAGGGUUUAAAAAAAAAAAAAAAGGGGCCCCCCCCCCGGGGAAAAGGGAAAAAAAACAAGGGGGAAAAGGGAAAAAAAAGGGGGGAAAAAAAAGGGGGGAGAGGGAGGAAGAAGAAGGGGGGGAAAAAGGGACGAAGGGGGGGGAAAAAAAAAAAAAAAAAAAAAAAAAAAAAAAAAGGGGGAAAAAAAAAGGGAAAAAGAAAGAGGAAAAACAGGGAAGAAGAAAGGGGAAAAAAAAGAAAAAGGGUAAAAAAAAAGGAAAAAGGGGAAAAAAAAAAAAAAAAAAAAAAAAAAAAGGGGGGGGGGGGGGGGGGGGGGGGCCCCCCCCCCCCGGGGGGGGGGGGGUGGGGGGGGGGGGGGGGGGGGGGGCGGGGGGGAAAAAAAAAUUUUUUUUGGGGGGGGGGGGGGGGGGGGGGUGGGGGGGGGGGGGGGGAAAAAAAAAAAAAAGGGGGGGGCCCCCGGGGGGUUCCCCCUCUUUUUUUCUUUCCCCCUCUCUUCCCCCUCUCUCCCCCUUUCCCCCUCCCCUUCCUUCCCUAACCCAACCCCUACAGGGGAACAGACAGGGAAGAAAAACCGGGGGUCCCCGGGGAAAAAGGGGAAAAAAAGGGCUUAAAGACCCCCCACAAACCCCCACGGGAGAGAAAAAAACAACGUCCCCCUUUCCCCUUUUUAAAAGGGAAAAUUUCUUACUUUAAAGAUUUUGGGGGCUGGGCCUUUGUUUUUUUGGAACUUUUAAGCCCGGUGGGGGAAUUUUUUUCUUUUAAAAAAUUUUUGGAGAAAUUUAAGUUGGGAAAAUAAAAAUUUUUUUUUUCGGCUUGCCCCAUUUUUUGGUGGGGCUUCAACGGGGGGGUUUUUUUUUGGGAGGGGGAAGGGGGUUUUUGGGGGGGGGGUGGUUGCGGGGGGGGUUUCCCUUUUGGCCAAACCCUUUUAUUUAAGUGGGGGGGGUUGUUCCCUUGGAGCCCCCUUUUUUUUUAGGGGGCUAUGGGCAGGGGGUUUUUUUGGUUUGGGUCGGUUUUUUAAAAUUUGAAAAACCCCAUUUGGGGGGGAAAUGGGUUUUGGGGUUUUUUUGGGGUGGGGGGUUUCUUGGGUUGGGGGGGGGGGUUUCUUUUUUGGGGGUUUUUGGGGGGGAAGGGGUUUGGGCUGGGCUGGGUUCUCUAUACUGGGUUUUGGGGCUGGGCUGGGUUCUCUAUACUGGGUUUUGGCUGGGCUGGGCUGGGUUCUCUAUACUGGGUUUUGGGCUGGGCUGGUUCUCUAUACUGGGUUUUGGGCUGGGCUGGCUGGGUUCUCUAUACUGGGUUUUGGGCAGGCUGGGCUGGGUUCUCUAUACUGGGUUUUGGGCUGGGCUGGGUUCUCUAUACUGGGUUUUGGGCUGGGCUGGGCUGGGUUCUCUAUACUGGGUUUUGGGCUGGGCUGGGUUCUCUAUACUGGGUUUUGGGCUGGGCUGGGCUGGGUUCUCUAUUACUGGGUUUUUGGGCUGGGCUGGUUCUCUAUACUGGGUUUUGGGGACGGGGGCUAGGCUGGGUUCUCUAUACUGGGUUUUGGGCUGGGCUGGUUCUCUAUACUGGGUUUUGGGCUGGGCUAGGCUGGGUUCUCUAUACUGGGUUUAGGCAGGGCUGGGCUGGGUUCUCUAUAAUGGGUUUUAGGCAGGGCUGGCGCUGGUCUUAUACUGGGUUUUGGGCCUGGGCUGGGUUCUCUAUAAUGGGUUUAGGCAGGCGGGGCUUGGCUGGGUUCUUAUACUGGGUUAGGGCAGGGCUGGGCUGGGUUCUCUAUACGGGUUGUAGGCAAGGGCUGGGCUGGUUCUCUAUACUGGGUUUAGGCAGGGCUGGGCUGGGUUCUCUAUACUGGGUUUUGGGCUGGGCUGGGCUGGUUCUCUAUACUGGGUUUAGGCAGGGCAGAGUCCUCCCUAAGCCUACAGAGGUCAGAAACUGAAGGUCACAGCCUUAGGUGACACUAAAGCCAGUUUUAUCACGAUUGAAUACUUUAGUACAGGACACAUUUCAGACAACUGUGAAACAAGCGAUAUGUGAUAAAUGUUUAUCUAUAGUUGGCGCUCUAUCUCCCUCUCCCCCUCUUCUCCAUCUCUCCUCUCUCUCGCCACCCUCUCUCUCUCCUCUCUCUCUCUCUUCUCUCUCGCCCUCUCUCGCUCUCUCUCUCUCUCCCUCUCUCUCUCUGUGGUGCAUAAAUGACCUUCUGCAUGUCUACCUGUCCUGUUUCACAAUUGGAAUAUCACCUUGCUCUGAACCAACGGAACUCAUCAUAUUACAUUACAUUUACGUUCAUUUAGCAGACGGCUCUUAUCCAGAGACGACUUACUACAAAAGGUGCAUUCACCUUAUAGCAGUGGGAUAAACCACUUUACAAUGUUUGUAUUUAUUAUUUUUUAUUUUUAUUUUAUUAUUUUCUGGGGGGGGGGGGGGGGGGGUUGGAGUAAGGGGGGGGGGGGGGUAGAAAGGAUUAACGUUACCUAUCCCAGGUAUUCCUAAAGAGUGGGGUUUCAAAUGUCUCCGGAAGGUGGGAGUGACUCGCUGUUCCCUGGACGUCGUGAGGGCUGGUCUCCACCAUUGGGGGUGCCAGCGCAGCGAACAGUUUGACUGGCGAGGGGAACAACUAGAGGCUUCCGCAGAGGUAGGGGAGCCAAGGCAGGCCAGAGGUUGUGAACGCCGUGCCCUCGUUUGGGGUGUAGGGACUGAGCAGAGCCUGAAGGACGGGAGACAGGUGCCGUUUCCCCUCCACAGGCUCCGUAGCAAGCACCAUGGUCUUGUAGCAGAUGCGAGCUUCAACUGGAAGGCCAGUGGAGUGGCGGAGGCGAGGGUGGGGGGCCGGUUGGGGGUGCGUGAGAGAAUUGCAGGAGAAGGUUGAAAACCAGACGGGCGUCCUGCGGAAUUUCUGGAUGAGUUUGUAGGGGGUUUAAUUGCACAGGAAGGGCAGCCCCAGCCAACAGCGAGGGCAGUUCAGUAAUCCAGACGGAGAUGACAAGUGCAUGGAUUAGGACAUGUGCCGCUUCCUGUGUAAGCAGGUCGUACUCUCCGAUGUUGUAAGAAGGCAGACCUAAGGGAUCGGGUCAACGCCUGAUGUUAGCGGAGAGAACGACAGGGUGUUGUCCAGGUCACGCCAAGGCUCUUCGCCCCUCUGGGAGGAGGACACAAAACGGAGUUGUCAACCGUGAUGGCGAGAUCAUGGAACGGGCAGUCCUUCCCCGGGAGGAAGAGCAGCUCCGGUCUGCCGAGGUUUAGCUGAGGUGGUGAUCCGGUCAUCCAUACGAUUAUGUCUGCCAGACAUGCAGAGAUGCGAUUCGCCACCUGGUUAUCAGAAGGGGGAAAGAGAAGAUUAGUUGUGUGUCGUCAGCGUAGCAAUGAUAGGAGAGGCCAUGUGAGGAUUAUGAAGAUCCAAGUGACUUGCUGUAUAGCGAGAAGAGGAGAGGGCCUAGACUGGAGCCCUGGGGGACACCAGUGGUGAGAGCACGUGGUGCUCAUAUUCCAAUGAGAUACUGGAAUAUGAGCUAUUAUUCAUUACUAUUCCACUAAGCUGUUGGAGUAAAGGCUAUCACAUUAUUUAAACCUAUAUCCACAGCCAGCCAGCUACCAAAGUCUUCAUUAAACCUAUAUCCACAGCCAGCCAGCUACCAAAGUCUUCAUUAAACCUAUAUCCACAGCCAGCCCGCCAGCUACCAAAGUCUUCAUUAAACCUAUAUCCACAGCCAGCCAGCUACCAAAGUCUUCAUUAAACCUAUAUCCCACAGCCAGCUACCAAAGGCUUCAUUAAACCUAUAUCCACAGCCAGCUACCAAAGUCUUCAUUAAACCUAUAUCCACUGCCAACCAGCUACCAAAGUCUUCAUUAAACCUAUAUCCACAGCCAGCCAGCUACCAAAGUCUUCAUUAAACCUAUAUCCACAGCCAGCCAGCUACCAAAGUCUUCAUUAAACCUAUAUCCACAGCCAGCCAACUACCAAAGGCUUCAUUAAACCUAUAUCCACUGCCAACCAGCUACCAAAGUCUUCAUUAAACCUAUAUCCACUGCCAGCCAGCUACCAAAGUUUUCAUUAAACCUAUAUCCACUGCCAGCCAGCUACCAAAGGCUUCAUUAAAACUAUAUCCACAGCCAGCCAGCUACCAAAGUUUUCAUUAAACCAAUAUCUACAUCUGUGUGUGUCCAGGAUUUACAUUCAUGAACAUAGCCAGGGCCUUCAACGUUAUAGCCAAGGGCCUUCAACGGUAUAGCCAAGGCCUUCAAUGGGAUUGGCAUUUUUUUUUAUUUUUUUUUGUUUUGUUUUUUCACCUUUAUUUAACCAGGUAAACCAGUUGAGAACAAGUUCUCAUUUACAACUGCGACCUGGCCAAGAUAAAGCAAAGCAGUGCGAUAAAAACAACAACACAGAGUUACAUAUGGGGUAAAACAAAACAAAGUCAAAAAUACAACAGAAAUACAUAUAUAUACAGUGUGUGCAAAUUUAGCAAGUUAUGGAGGUAAGGCAAUAAUAAAAUAGGCUAUAGUGCAAAAUAAUUACAAUUAGUAUUAACACUGGAAUGAUAGAUGUGCAAGAGAUGAUGUGCAAAUAGAGAUACUGGGGUAAAAAUGAGCAAAAUAAAUAACAAUAUAGGGAUGAGGUAGUUGGGCGGGCUAAUUUCAGAUGGGCUGUGUACAGGUGCAGUGAUCGGUAAGGUGCUCUGACAACUGAUGCUUAAAGUUAGUGAGGGAGAUAAGUGUCUCCAGCUUCAGAGAUUUUUGCAAUUUGUUCCAGUCAUUGGCAGCAGAGAAACUGGAAGGAAUUGCGGCCAAAGGAGGUGUUGGCUUUGGGGAUGACCAGUGAGAUAUACCCGCUGGAGCGCAGACUACGGGUGGGUGUUGCUAUGGUGACCAAUGAGCUAAGAUAAGGCAGGGAUUUGCCUAGCAGUGAUUUAUAGAUGGCCUGGAGCCAGUGGGUUUGGCGACGAAUAUGUAGUGAGGACCAGCCAACAAGAGCGUACAGGUCACAGUGGUGGGUAGUAUAUGGGGUUUUUGGAGACAAAACGGAUGGCACUGUGAUAGACUACAUCCAAUUUGCUGAGUAGAGUGUUGGAGGCUAUUUUGUAAUGACAUCGCCGAAGUCAAGGAUCGGUAGGAUAGUCAGUUUUACGAGGGCAUGUUGGCAGCAUGAGUGAAGGAGGCUUUGUUGCGAAAUAGGAAACCGAUUCUAGAUUUAACUUUGGAUUGGAGAUUCUUAAUGUGAGUCUGGAAGGAGAGUUUACAGUCUAACCAGACACCUAGAUAUUUGUAGUUGUCCACAUACUCUAGGUCAGACCCGUCGAGAGUAGUGAUUCUAGUCGGGUGGGCGGGUGCAAGCAGCGUUCGGUUUGAAGAGCAUGCAUUUAGUUUUACUAGUGUUUAAGAGCAGUUGGAGGCUACUGAAGGAGUGUUGUAUGGAAUUGAAGCUCGUUUGGAGGUUUGUUAACACAGUGUCCAAUGAAGGGCCAGAUGUUAUACAAAAUGGUGUCGUCUGCGUAGAGGUGGAUCUGAGAGUCACCAGCAGCAAGAGCGACGUCAUUGAUAUGCACAGAGAAAAAGAGUCGGCCCAAGAAUUGAACCCUGUGGCACCCCCAUAGAGACUGCCAUAGGUCCAGACAACAGGCCCUCCGAUUUGACACAUUGAACUCUAUCUGAGAAGUAGUUGGUGAACCAGGCGAGGCAGUCAUUUGAGAAAACCAAGGCUAUUUAGUCUGCCAAUAAGAAUGCGGUGGUUGACAGAGUCGAAAGCCUUGGCCAGGUCAAUGAAAACGGCUGCACAGUACUGUCUAUUAUCGAUCGCGGUUAUAAUAUCGUUUAGGACCUUGAGCGUGGCUGGAAGUGCACCCAUGACCAGCUCGGAAACCGGAUUGCAUAGCGGAGAAGGUACGGUGGGAUUCGAAAUGGUCGGUGAUCUGUUUGUUGACUUGGCUUUCAAAAACUUUUGAAAGGCAGGGCAGGAUGGAUAUGGGUCUGUAACAGUUUGGAUCUAGAGUGUCACCCCCUUUGAAGAGGGGGAUGACCGCGGCAGCUUUCCAAUCUCUGGGGAUCUCAGACGUUACGAAAGAGAGGUUGAACAGGCUAGUAAUAGGGGUUGCGACAAUUUCAGCGGCUAGUUUUAGAAAGAAAGGGUCCAGAUUGUCUAGCCCAGAUGAUUUGUAGGGGUCCAGAUUUUGCAGCUCUUUUAGAACAUCAGCUGUCUGGAUUUGUGUGAAGGAGAAGCGGGGGGGGGGCAUGGGCAAGUUGCAGCGGAGGGUGCAGAGCUGGUGGCCGGGGUAGUGGUAGCCAGGUGGAAGCAUGGCCAGCCGUAGCAAAAUGCUUGUUGAAAUUCUCGAUUAUUGUAGAUUUAUCGGUGGUGAUAGUGUUUCCUAGCCUCAGUGCAGUUGUCACGGAUUCUGCCGAGGCUGCUCCCCCUCCUGGUACGAGCAGGCGUCGGCGGUCGCCGUCCCCGGAGUACUAGCUGCCACCGAUCUAUGUUUCUGUGUGUGAUUGCUUUUGUCUGUCUGUCACACCUGUGUCCUAUUGUGUAUUCAUCACCUGUCCUAUAAGUUCCGUCUUUUUGCUUGGUAGGAUUGUGUGUGUUGUUCGCCUGUCGUUGUGCUGCGUGUUUUGUUUCUUGUUUGCAUUUUUUGUGUUUUACGCAUGUUGCGUAAAUGCUCGCCUCUUGUUGUUUUGAGGUCGUUUGUUUUCCGUUUCCUUUUGGAAAUUUUGAGUAAACUCUGUUGGACUGAGCCUCGGUGUCCUGCGCCUGACUUCCACCACACAUACACCUCACCUCAUGACAGCAGUGGGCAGCUGGGAGGAAGUGCUCUUAUUUUCCAUGGACUUUACAGUGUCCCAAAACUUUUUGGAGUUAGUGCUACAGGAUGCAAAUUUCUGUUUGAAAAAGUUAGCCUUUGCUUUCCUAACUGCUUGUGUAUAUUGGUUCCUAACUUCCCUGAAAAGUUGCAUAUCGCGGGGGGCUAUUUGAUGCUAAUGCAGUACGCCACAGGAUGUUUUUGUGCUGGUCAAGGGCAGUCAAGUCUGAGGAGAACCAGGGGCUAUAUCUGUUCUUAGUUCUGUAUUUUUUGAAUGGGGCAUGUCUAUUUAAGAUUGAGAGGAAAUUACUUUUAAAGAACAACCAGGCAUCCUCUACUGACGGAAUGAGAUCUAUAUCCAUCCAGGAUACCUGGGCCAGGUCAAUUAGGAAGGCCUGCUCGCUGAAGUGUUUUUGGGAGCGUUUGACAGUGAUGAGGGGUGGUCGUUUGACCGCGGACCCGUUACGGACGCAGGCAAUAAGGCAGUGAUCGCUGAGAUCCUGGUUGAAGACAGCGGAGGUGUAUUUAGAGGGUAAGUUAGUCAGGAUGAUAUCUAUGAGGGUACCCAUGUUUACGGAUUUAGGGUUGUACCUGGUAGGUUUGUUGAUAAUUUGUGUGAGAUUGAGGGCAUCUAGUUUAGAUUGUAGGAUGGCCGGGGUGUUAAGCAUAUCCCAAUUUAGGUCACCAAGCAGGACAAACUCUGAGGAUAGAUGGGGGGCAAUCAAUUCACAUAUGGUGUCCAGGGCACAGCUGGGGACUGAGGGGGGUCUGUAGCAAGCGGCAACAGUGAGAGAUUUAUUUCUGGAAAGGUGGAUUUUUAGAAGUAGAAGCUCAAACUGUUUGGGCACAGACCUGGAUAGUAUGAUUAGAGCUCUGCAGGCUAUCUCUACAGUAGAUUGCAACUCCACCCCCUUUGGCAGUUCUAUCUAGACGGAAAAUGUUAUAGUUGGGGAUGGAAAUUUCAGAAUUUUUGGUGGCCUUCCUAAGCCAGGAUCAGACACUGCUAGAACAUCAGGGUUGGCGGAGUGUGCUAACGCAGUGAAUAACUCAAACUUAGGAAGGAGGCUUCUGAUAUUUAUGUGCAGAAAACCAAGACUUUUAUGGUUACAGAGUCAACAAAUGAUAGCUCCUGGGGAGUAGGAGUGAUACUGGGGGCUCAGGGCCUGGGUUAGCCUCUACAUCACCAGAGGAACAGAGGAGGACUAGAAUAAGGAUACGGCUAAAGGCUUUAAGAACUGGUCUUCUAGUGCGUUGGGUACAUAGAAUAAAGGGGGCAGUUCUCCGGGCGUUGUAGAAAAGAUUCAGGGCAUUAUGUACAGAAAAGGAUAUGGAAGGAUAUGAGUACAGUUCAGGUAACCCUAAGCGUUGGGUAACAAUGAAAGAGAUAGCGUCAUUGGAGGCACCGAUUGAGCCAGUCUCGGCGUGUAUGGGGGGUGAAACAAAGGAACUAUAUGAGGCAGUUUGAGAGGGACUAGGGGUUCUACAGUGAAAUUGUAUAAUAAGAACUAACCCAAACAGCAAUAGGCAAGGCAUAAUUGACAUGGGAGAGAGGCAUAAAGCAGUCACAGGUGUUAUUAGAGAGAGCUAAGACAACAACUGGAAAUAGCGAUAACGUUUGGGCUAAGACUAAACAGAAUAAACAGGACAGGGGUACCGUGUAAAGGAACAGUCCAGCAGGCAUCAGCUGUGCAGCUGAGUGAUCAUAAGGUCCAGUGAACAGCAAUAUGUGAGUCCGAGAGCAGUUCAAAUUGGUGCUUCAGCACAGCUAGCAGGGAGCACAGUUGUAGUUUGCGUUGUGCUAGUGGGCCGGGGCUGGCAGAUGGAUCUUCGUGGUCGUCGCAACUGGAAGCCUGAUGAAACCACAUCAGACUAUUUCGUCGGCAAACCAGUCGUGUUGGAUCGGCAGGGCUCAGUGUCAACACUAGGAGGUCCCGUCCGGUUGACAGAGAGGUAGAUAGCCGGGAGAUGGGCCUGAGGCUAGCUCAAGGCUAACUGGUGCUUGCUAUAGGGCAAUGGUAAUCAGCCAACAACAGGUUGCAGCUAGCUAGCUGGUUGUGAUGAUCCGGCGCUAGGGUCCAGUGAUUCCGACAGAAAGUCCAAUAAGCUCUGGGUCGAUAGCACGCUGGGUCGAUAGCUCGCUGUGCAGACUGGCCGACGAAUUGUCCAGGCUAGAGCUAGAGCUGGCUGGUGGAUAGUGUAGGCCACGGACAGUGGUGAAGACGCUAACGGUGACUAAUAGCAGGUAGCCAUUCAGUUGCAGCUACACUAGUAUCAGCUUACGGUUCUUGAUGAAAGUUAUAAAGAAAUAAUAGAAUCCUUUCCACGUUGGGUGAGGCGGGUUGCAGGAAAGUAUAUUUAGUUAAAGAAUGAAAAGUAAAAAUUGAGAGAUAUAUACAAAAUAGACAAAAAAAACAAGAAACGGGAUAUUUACACAAGGACGAUGAAAUAAAAGCGACCGCACUGCUAUGCCAUCUUGGAUCUAGGGGUCUUGGAUAGGACCCUGUCCUAUCCUUCAACGGUAUAGCCAGGGCCUUCAACGGUAUAGCCAGGGCCUUCAACGGUAUAGCCAGGGCCUUCAACGGGAUAGCCAGGGCCUUGGACCGUUCUCUGUUGUGGAAGGGAGAAAUAUGAAGUAAUCAGAGGAGUCUGGUGGGAGGAGCUAUAGGAGGAUGGGCUCAUGGUAUUGGCUGGAAUGGAAUCAAUGGAAUGGUAUCAAACACAUGGAAACAAUAUGUUUGACUCCGUUUCCAUUGAUUCCAUUCCAGCCAUUCCUGUAAUAGACAUUAGAACUGGUUUCCUGUGGGUCCUUCCUGUAAUAGACAUUAGAACUGGUUUCCUGUGGGUCCUUCCUGUAAUAGACAUUAGAACUGGUUUCCUGUGGGUCCUUCCUGUAAUAGACAUUAGAACUGGUGUUUUCUCUCCCUCCCACAGCGAAGAGGAUCAGACGUAAAAGAACAGGACCUCAACGACAAACCUCGACGAAACGUCAGCUGGCAAGACAAAGGUGGGUCACUCACUAAACACACCGGAAAUUUAGUCUGGCCUCUAUGAUUUCAAUAUCAUUCCAUCAUAACCUGUGUUCCCAGCUGUCACUCAAACAAUUUCUGUGGGUACUGGAAUCUAGGGCUACAUUCCAAUAUCCACACUAGUACAUUAUCUAGGAUGCUCGGCCAAAACAUUGGUUCACACUAGUGUGGACACAGGGACAGAGCAUAGGAGUUGGUUGAAGUAGAAAAAAAAAAAAGAUAAGAGUUGCUGUCAUAGUGCAUUGAUCAUGUGUCUGUGAUGCCCCCUCAGAUCCUGUGAUGGUGCAUUGUGGGUAGUGUAGUGUUCAUGUGUCUGUGAUGCCCCCUCAGAUCCUGUGAUGGUGCAUUGUGGGUAGUGUAGUGUUCAUGUGUCUGUGAUGCCCCCUCAGAUCCUAUGGUAGUGCCAGUGGAUUCGGAGGAUGAGAAGGGGGAGGACUUGGAGCCAGAGAAGGAGGAGGACAUUGGCAUCACCUUCGUGGCUCGAAAGGUUCCAGAGACGCCCAAAGAACGGCCCAAAUCUGGUAAGGACACAUUGACACAGGGGAGACUAGAAACCUCAGAAAAUGGCCUCGUGUCCCUGUCUAAUACUGUAUUCAUACAUUAACUGUAAUUUGGAAUAUCUUCAUUAGAAUAUGAAUUCAUGGCCUCCCGAGUGGCGCAGCGGGCUAAGGCACUGCAUCGCAGUGCUUGAGGCGUCACUACAGACCCGGGUUCGAUCCCAGGCUGUGUCACAACCGGCCCGUGACCGGGAGUCCCAUAGGGCGGCGCACAAUUGGCCCAGCGUCGUCCGGGUUAGGGGAGGGUUUGGCCGGGGGGGGGGCUUUACUUGGCUCAUCGCGCUCUAGCGACUCCUUGUGGUGGGGCCGGGUGCCUGCAGGCUGACCUCGGUCGUCAGGUGAACGGUGUUUCCUCCGACACAUUGGUGCGGCUGGCUUCUGGGUUAAGCGGGCGGGUGUUAAGAAGCGCGGUUUGGCGGGUCACGUUUCGGAGGACGCAUGACUCGACCGUCGCCUCUCCCGAGCCCUUUGGGGAGUUGCAGCGAUGAGACAAGAUCGCAAUUGGAUAUCACGAAAUUGGGGAAACGGGGUAAAAUACAACAAAGAAUAAUAAUACAAAAGAAAGUAAGAAUAAUAAUUCAUUAGAAUCAAUAGAAUAUCAAAAUGUAAAGACACACAUUGGGUAUUCAUUGUUUUUAAAGUAUUUUGAUGUCUGCUAGAUACAGUGUAGCUCAGUUGGUAGAGCAUGGCGCUUGCAACGCCAGGGUUGUGGGUUCGAUUCCCACGGGGGGGCCAGUAUGAAAAAUGCAUGCACUCACUAACUGUAAGUCGCUCUGGAUAAGAGCGUCAGCGUUAAAAUGACUAAAAUGUAAAAAAAAUGUAAAAUGUAAGUAUGCCAGAGAUGGUAUUUAGAUAUAUUGUAAUGUUACAGCCAGGAUCCUGACUGUAUGUUCCUCUGUCUGACCUGUGUCCUGUCUCAGUCCCGGCUGGUCUGGAGGUGUGUCAGAGCCCCUCCGUGGCCCCCCCGUCCCCCACCUGCGGUGAGAGGAACCUGCCCUGGAAGGGCGGCAUUGGAACCCUGCCGGUGUGUGUCUCCAUGGAGGCUACUAAGAUCAUCCCCAUAGAUCUGCAGCAGGCCUGGAACCAGAGCAUCUCCUCCUUAGAGAGCCUGGGCUCCCCGCCGGUCCCCGUGGAAGCCCUACACCCCCGCGUCAGCGCCCUCUCCAGGCUGGGUGGGCCCCGUCCUGUCUCAUACUCUGGUAGUGGAGUGAGCGGGGCCGGUUCUGGAUCCAGAGGGGCUGGAGGAGGAGGAGGAGUGGGGUCAAUAGUGGCUCAGGGCAUCGCUCGGUUUGAGUUCCCCCCAGGAGGAGAGGAGAAGGAGGAGGAAGAGGGGGCCUUGUCUGACCAGGAGCAGGAGCUGCAGCCCCUCAUGUCAUCCUCUGUGAGGCCCCCUGGCCCCCCACCCCCUCCCCCACUGGCCCAGGGUCUAGGGCGGAGGAGGAACCCCUGUGUGUACCUGAGGAGCCUGGUCACAGCGCCCCCUCCUGGCAGUGAGCCGCUGGCGCGCAGCAGAGGGCCCACUCAGCUGUAA
Molecule: messenger RNA, 13354 nt
Organism: Coregonus sp. 'balchen'
Lineage: Eukaryota; Metazoa; Chordata; Actinopteri; Salmoniformes; Salmonidae
Source: the annotation of a GenBank genome assembly